Messenger RNA from Astrephomene gubernaculifera, 2532 nucleotides. The record is from the annotation of a GenBank genome assembly. NCBI's taxonomy places the organism in Eukaryota, Viridiplantae, Chlorophyta, Chlorophyceae, Chlamydomonadales, Astrephomenaceae.
UCAGCUUUCUUUGGUGCGUUAACGGCAUGCACGUUGUGUCUUAACGUUGUAAAGGUGUUUCAUAUGAGAGACCAAUCCAGUUGAGGCUCGCACUUGGGCAAAAUGUUCAAUGCACUGUUUGCUGGGGAAACAGGCCAAGCUGCACCCGAGAAGAAUGAGCAAUCCUCGGACGAUGCUGGGGGCCCAAGCACCUCAACUGCUGCCAAUCCGCUCCUCAACUUCUGGAGCGUCGCCGCAGCCGUGAAAAAUACUGUCAAAGCCCGAGCGGAUGAGCUGGUGAAGAGCGUGGUUGAAACCGACUGGCGCACUGAGCUAAGCCAGUUCAGUCGCGAAGUUGGGGAGGAGGGCAAAACGCUCAAAGUCAAGACCGCAGAGCUCGUGGAGCACAUACCAGAGCAGGUGGUGCACCUUGAGGAGAAGGCGGAGGAGGCGCUGCAGCAUUUGCCCGAAAAGGUGCACUUGCCAAAGGAUGUGGGGCAGACGAUUGAGGGCGUCAGCGUUGCGUUCGCGCAGCUGGGCAAGAGCCUGUUCCAAGGCACCAAGGAGCUCAUUGAUGAGCUGAAGGACGGUGUGGAGACGGAGAUCGCCGCAGCGUCGCGUGAGGGAAAGCGCGCCGCGAGGGGCAAAUCGACGGCGUCUGCGGCGGCGGCCAAGUUGUCAUCGGUACCCGCCAAGUACAGCCGCUUCGAAGCGGAGGUCGCCGCCAUGCAGCGCGACAGCAGCACCUACUGCGACGAGCCGGAGGACGCGGAGGAGUAUGCGCGCUGGCGGCAGGGCUUCAGCCUGGCGGGCGUGCAGGCGGACAUUGGCCGCAUCACGGCGGAGAACGCCUUCAUGGCGGAGCUGCAGGCGCGGCUGGUGCCGGUCAUUGUAGAGCACCAGGACUUUUGGAGCCGCUACUUUUACAGGCUGCACAAGCUGCAGCAGAAGGAGGAGCAGCGGCAGCAGCUGGCACAGCGUGCCAAGACGCUGCAGGAGGAUGAGGUGCCGCUGGGCUGGGGCGACGAGGACGAGGCGGCAGCGGCGCUUCCGGAGCAGCAGCCUGCCGCCGCCGCCGCGGCUGUAGAGCAGGUCGCUGAGCUGACGUCGCAAGCCAGCGCUGCAGUAGCAGCGGCGCCCAGCGCAACAGCGACAAGUCCAGAGCUGGAGGCAGCACCCGCCGCGCUGGCCUCCGGUGGCGCUGAGGCCUCUCCCGCUGAGGAGCCAUCGGUGGCUGCCACCGCGGAAGCAGGCAGCCCUGCGCUGCCUUCCUCCUCAGUGGCAGCGGCUGCCGAUGCAGCGGCGCCUGCGGCGGUGCCAGUCUCCCAGGCAGCAGUCGAGCCGGACGUGCUUGCCGCUCCCAGCACGCCGGCUUCCCGGCCGGCUGCGGAGGAGCCGGCUGAGUCCCCGGCAGCCGCCAGCGCGCUGCAUGCGGCUGGUGAGGCGGAUGAGGCGGCCGGCAGCAGCAGCCCCAGCCCUAGCGGGCAUGCGGCAGAGGCGGAGGCAGGGCAGGUGGAGGCGGAGACGCAUGCGGAGACGUCGAGUGACAGCAGCGCCAAGGAGUGGUGUGUCGUCACCUCGGGUACCAAGGCUGCGGCACCAUCUCCCAGCGCAGUGGGUGCCACAGCUGCAGGAGCCGCCGCCGCUGCUGAGCUGGCUGGCUCCUCACCCCGAGUGGCGGAGGUAGAUGGGGCGGUGGAGGCAGCGAGUCCAGAGCGGGUUGCAUCCCCUGGUGCCGCGUCGCCGGUUGCCGCCCCCGCGGCAGCUACGCAUGCGUCCCCAGCUGCGGCUCCGCAGCCGGCCAGAGGCGCGAAGCCGGGGGCAGAGGAGGAGGAAGUGGAUGAGGACUGGGGUAACUGGGAUUAAGGUCGGUGUGUGGCUGGACCCGUUGCCAAAUGCGGUUUGCUAAGGGUUUGGUAAUUAGGGGCUGCGAAUGUUAGUAGGUGGCUGCAUGUGACUCAUGCACAAAGCUGGCUUGCAUGGUCACCUUUGUAACUGUAGCGUCUUGCCUGGGAGCGACGGCUUUCCUUUAUUAGUCUUAGGAUUGGAUGGUUGGCCGCUUAGGCAGUAUGGCCCUCGGUCAUUUGAUUUGUUUGUUUGUUCAAGGGCCCAUUGAAGGGCUCCUUGCCACUGCCAUGGCCUCUUGGCAGCGGUAGGCCGACGGCACGUAAAGCACGUAAAGCGGCACGUAAAGGCUCCCCUUAGGACCGUGUAAUGGUCAACAGUUGCGCUUGCUGUUGCGGCUUUGUUUAGGCAUGUUAGCACAGUAUAGGGUUAGGACGUUGUCAUAAUGCUGAUGUCAGGAUGCAAGGAGCUUGGGAUGAAGAUGUGUGGAAUGCGUAUACCGGUAGUUGUCAACUUGGGAUGGGUUCGAUGGCCUGUGUGAAUCGACGGUGCAGUGAUGGUUAUUUGGCUGCGGCAGUUAAGUAGUUUGAACCAGUGCAUUAAGCCGAAUGAAGGAAUGCCUGCUGAGGGUGUGUUGGUGGUCAAGAAUGGCACUCGCCGUGUAAUGAUUUGCCCGCUGCGCCGCUAGUUGCAUGGACUGCAACCAAC